UCGACCCGGGCCAUUCACGCGGCGGCCACACGAGGAGGCGGCGGCAGCAGCAGCGUGCGGCGGUGAGGAGAGGGGGCCACCACCACCACCAUCAUCAUAAAGCCCGAGGGAGGAGCUCCAAGCGAGGCGAAACCGCCGCCCCCCCGACCCGCCACCUUCUCAUCCUCUCCCCCUUGCGGACAUCGCGCGCCGGGGGUUGAAAUAAAAAGUAUCGAAGACGACGACGACCACCACCACCACCAAGUGUGCGGGGCAACUCGGCACCCUGAUCGCGAGCGCCUUUGUCUCACCCGCACGACGGAGGCUCAUUGUUGCGAUUCUUCUGCUCGUCACCACCACCACCACUACCAGUGUGGUACCCUCGCUCGGGUCUUUUUGUGUGUGUGUGUGUGUGGACGAGUGUAUCGCUGAUCACAUCGCGCCCAGAGAGAGAGAGAGAUAGCGAAGAGAGACCUCUGGUGACGUUACAGAGACCGAUCUCUCUCAACGUUUCUGCUGCUGGUGGUGCUGGUUGUUGUGGUGGUUGUGGUUGUUGUUGCUGCGCAGUAGCGAUGCAGGCCUCGCUACCGUCGGCCGCGCCGCCUUCUCGCCGCUGAAGCCGCCCUCCUUGGCGCCUCGCCGCGUGCGUGGCCCCCCCCCUCCCCGCGGGUCGUCGUGGCAGGAGGAGUCGGCUGCCCCCCAAAGCUGCUCGGGUCGCGACUUCGAAUGGCGAACGCCGCUCCAAGUAGAAGCGACUGCGGCAGCGGAACGAUGGUGGUGGUGGCAUCACCACCAGCAUCACCACCACCAGAAUCACCACCACCAUCAGCAGCAUCACCACCACCAUCAGCAACAGCAUCACCACCACCAGCAGCAUCACCAGCAGCAUCACCAGCAGCAUCACCACCAGCAGCAGUAGCAGCAUCACCAGCACUCCAGGAGAUGGAGGAUGCAUGCGUGUCCGAGCAGAGCGGAGACUCCUCAACCAUCUCCGCUUCCAUCACCUCAUUCAUCUCAUCCUCGACCAUCACCUCAUCCAUCCCGUCGACCGUCACCUCAUCCAUCCCGUCGACCGUCACCUCAUCCAUCCCGUCGACCGUCACCUCAUCCAUCCCAUCCUCGACCAUCACUUCAUCCAUCCCAUCGACCAUCACCUCGUCCAUUACAAUAACCAUCACAUCAUCGUCCAUCCCCACAUCUUCCAUCCCAUCAUCUAACUCCACGUCUUCCAUCUCAUCCACAUCCAUCACCACAUCUUCCAGUCCAGCAUACAUCCCUUCCAUCUCCACAUCUUCCAUCCCAUCCUCAUCUAUCCCUUCAUCCAUUACCACUACUGACAUUACAUCCAUCAAUGCCUCUUCAAUUCAGUCAAACAUCAUGUCUGUCCCAUCAUCCCUGACAACUUACAUCCCAUCUUCAAAUGUCACCUCAUCCAUCACUUCCUCCGCUAUCACCACAUCGAUCACCUCAUCCAUCCCAACAGACAUCACCUCAUCCAUUGCUUUGUCAUCCGUCCCAUCAUCUAUCUCACCCAUCCCGUCCUCAUUCACUUCCUCAUCCUGUACCUCACCAUUCACCACCUCCUCCUCCCCCGACUUCAUGGCGGAUGACAGCGAGGACCCACUGGCCAUGGCCGGUGGUGACGUGCCACGGGGCACCGACCCGGCCUGGUGCAUGACCAAGAGCGGCCACAUCAAGCGGCCCAUGAACGCCUUCAUGGUGUGGGCGCAGAUGGAGCGUCGCAAGAUCAUGCAGACGGUGCCCGCGGCGCACAACGCCGACAUCUCCAAGCUGCUGGGCCAGCGCUGGAAGGAGCUCGGCGCCAACGACAAGGCCCCGUACGUGUGCGAGGCGGAGCGCCUGCGUCGCAAGCACAACGCGGACUACCCCGACUACAAGUACCAGCCGCGCAAAAAGAUGCCGGCCCUCAUGCCACCGCCGAGGAAGCCCGAUAAUGGACCUCCGUGCGUCUUCACCAUCAUCGCCACUGGGCCGCCACAGCCCAGCACCACCGUGGCUACUGCCACUGCUGCUACCAUCACCAGCGUGCAGCAUCGGCAGCAGUUUUCUCUGGAACCGGAGGAUAACAAGUUCGACUUGAAGAUGCCGGUGCCCACUUUCCAGUUUUCGAUGCAGAAUAUGUUUAAGGCAAAGGGACAGUUCGACGGCAACGUUGCUAUGGCCAACCCAACCAAACUUUGGUUCGGUUCGCCCGCAGAACUUGGGCUCGUUAAGGUCUCUGCCUCCGGCGGGGUGCAACACAAAGUCAUUUCGCAGGUACCGACUAGAGCGAUGAUCCCAGAGAUGAUCUUCACCGAGGUCCCUACGUUUUCCCGAAUUUCGGGCAGAUUCCCGGAGACCUCGUGCGUCCGAAUGCUGCCACAGAGGGCCCCAAUUGAGCGCCAGCAUGUAGUAUAUCUCCCAGAUUUCACGCUAUCUCACGGCAUUUCUGGGAAAAUAAUUACCAAGGUUGCUUCGGCCACCCUCGACUUCAGCGGCCAAAAGAGGCCUGCCACCACCAUGAUGAUGCAGGGCCCCGCGUACCCCACGGUCUCGACCAGGUCUCUGGAGGCCCUUCUUCCUGGCCAGCAGCAACAGCAGCAGCAGCAGGAGGAUGAUGUUGAUGUCACGGGGCCAGGUCACCCAGCCCUGUCUCCCACCGAGACACCGGUGCCGCCGCGGUCCGCGUCCCCCUCGUGCCUGUCCUUCUGCUCGUCGUCGUCGGGCGACGAGUUGUACAUCGACAUCCCGGACGAGGAGGAAGAGGAGAUGGAGGAAGAAGCAGCGAACAGCGGCGGCGAAAGCGCCGGCGAAGCGCCCGUCAAGGAGGAGGACGUCGACGAUGCCCCACGCCAGGCGACGCCACAGGGUUUCUCGUCCCUGGAAGAGCAGCAAGGUGGCUUCCCCGGCACCGCCGACUUUUACAGCUCUUCCUCGCCUCCCUCCAUUAAGGUGGAGUUCCCGGACAAAUCCGCGGAGGGGGGGGACCCCCCAGAAGGCCACCGGCUGCGCGCCCACAAUCUCCUGGACGACUGCUUCAUGCCGGAGGUGCACCGGGUGGUGAGUCUGGUGGACGUGAACAGCUUCAUCACCUGUUACCUGUGUAAGGGAUACCUAGUCGACGCAACCACCAUCACCGAAUGCCUCCACACCUUUUGCAAGAGCUGCAUCGUGAAGCACUUUGACUACAGCAAUAGGUGCCCGCAGUGCAACGUGGUGGUGCAUCAGACUCAGCCACUCUACAACAUCAGGUCGGAUGGAACUAUGCAGGAUAUCGUGUACAAGUUGGUGCCGAAUCUGGAAGAAAAUGAGAAGCGGAGCAUGAGAGAUUUUUAUCUUUCAAGGGGAUUGGAGCUUCCAAAACCAGCGGUUUACUACGUGGCGGCAGGACCCGGAGAACGAGGCAAGAAGGCGGACAAGCGCAAGGGCCUCAGCUUCACAGAGCCCAGCGCCACCCUCGCCUGCGUCUCGCUCGUGCUGGAGUGCGGACGGGUGGAGGCUGGGAUCCUCAACUAUCAGCCACUUCAGAAGAAGUACGUGCGGGUGUCUGGAGAGGCCACGAUCCGACACGUGGAAGCCUUCCUAAGGAAGAAACUUGGGCUGGAUGCCUUCUGCGAGGUCAAAAUCACGUGCGGAGAGCGUGUUUUGGAUCAGGAUUGCACUUUAAGCGGCCUUCAGUAUUCUGGAAACACCAGUGAGGAUGACCUGUUGAUUCUGCACUACUGUCUGGCUGCACCUCAGCAAGACAACUAUUACUCCGAUUAGAAAGAGUACCCAGUUUGAAAGGUCUAGGCGCUGUAAUAUUAAGCGACUACACUUUGUUUUGACAGGACCACGCAGUGUAAUAUAUUGAAUGGGACGUAAUGGGACCUGGUUGGAAGCGAUGCUUUCUAUUUAUGGCUUUUACAGCCUCCUGUGCUUUAGACGCAGAAUAUAAUUGCGUGAUGUUAAUGCAGUGGUUGAAAUGUCAUUACAUGCUCUGCUAAACAGUGGGAAACACCCAAGGCUUCCUACAAAGAUUGUUUUUUAUUGUGUUUGAUAUAGGUGCCUUCCCCAGAUAUUUCAUUGGAGUUCACAGUGGUUUUUGCUAGUGAUCAUUCCCACAACUGUGCAUAUUAACAUUUGCAUUGGUGAUGGCUUUUUUGCUGUUAAACAGUAGGUUUAAGUUAUCCGUCACAUAAUGCCUGUGCCAAAAUUGAAAAUCCUUUCCACCCACUGUUUGUCAACAUUUAUGACAACAUUACACUUUCUGGGUAACAUUUUGUUUUUCUUUUGCCCUCCCCCCCUUGAAAAUAUUUUGUCUAAAUAUUCAGGUGAUAUUUUGGCAUUUCUGCACCAAUGCUCGUUUGAAAUGUGUUUUUUUUUUAAAUAUACAGGGUGUCCAUAUAUAUGCAUUAUUAAAGCAUUAUAAUUAGACAACUUUUAUCCAAGUUGAUAAUAUUCUGUUCACGCAGUUGGUCGUUCAAAUGUGUUAUCAUUAAAGCAGUUACUUCCGUCUUAACCGUCACAUCUCAACUCAAGCAUUUGGUGAUCCGGAAUUGAUAUUUGAGAGCUUAUGGUGUUUAAGAACAUCUCGGGUGUGAUUGACACUACAAUAUAAUCCUGUCUAAUUGUAAUUAUUUAAUCAUGAAAGGAACCUGUAUGGACACCCUGCAGGAUAAAUCACAACACACAUUGUUAUACCGCUUACGGUCAGGAGAAUGUGGACUUGUGUUUGCUUUUUCUUUGCAGAAGAGGCUUAAAAUUUACCAUUCGCUCCAAUUAGUGCGUUAAUCUCAUGAAAAUUAUAAUUCCUAUCCGAAUAAACCAUAAGUCAACAAUUCUGCUCUGGUACAAAUGUACACAUUUAAACUAUUCUUUUCAAAGUAAGACACAGUAAAUUGGAGAACUUGAUAUGCUGUAAUAUAAUUUGUUGUACAAUAUCAACGUGUUUUUGCCUUUUUUGUUAAUGCAAUUUGUGCACGGUUUGUGUUUACUGAGUAGCUGCUGCAUGGCAUGGCUAGUGAAUAACAUAGCCUCCACAAGGCCAAGCACACGAUCGGGGAAAAACACAUUUCAAGAGUCGCAGUGGCAUCUUUUGGCCCAACCAUCGAACAAAGACGGUCACU
This is a messenger RNA of Lethenteron reissneri (Far Eastern brook lamprey), 5087 nucleotides long. RefSeq lists its product as uncharacterized. The record is from RefSeq and is a predicted model, not a curated record. Lineage: Eukaryota; Metazoa; Chordata; Hyperoartia; Petromyzontiformes; Petromyzontidae.